Molecule: messenger RNA, 7502 nt
Organism: Prinia subflava (tawny-flanked prinia)
Lineage: Eukaryota; Metazoa; Chordata; Aves; Passeriformes; Cisticolidae
Gene: USP47
Product: ubiquitin specific peptidase 47
Exons: 29
Coding region: 113-4495 (1460 amino acids)
Biological process (GO): protein deubiquitination
Cellular component (GO): nucleus; cytosol
Molecular function (GO): cysteine-type deubiquitinase activity
Source: RefSeq, a predicted model, not a curated record
GCACCGGGGCCGGGCCCUGCCGCGGCUGGGCCCACGGCGAUGAGCGCGGCGGGGCGCGGGCAGCCCGGGGUGGGGCGGCUCUCGCGAGACCCGUGCCGGCGGCCAUUUUCCCAUGGAUUGGCGGCGGGGCGGAGCCGCGGCGCUGCCCGCGGGAGCGGAGGAGGUGGAAGAGGAGGAAGAGGAGGAGGAGGAGGAAGAAGAGGAGGAGGAGGAGGAGGAAGAAGAGGAAGAAGAAGAAAAAAAGGAGGAGGAGGAGAAGAAGGAGGAGGAUGAGCCGCGGGCGUCCCCCCGCCUCCCGCUGCUGCUGACGACGGCGCUCGGUUCAGCCUGCUGCGGGCUCCGCGCCGCGCCACCGGCCAUGGUGCCCAGCGAGGAGAACCAGCUCGUCCCCAAGGAGGAUGUGUUUUGGAGUUGCAGACAGAGUAUCUUUGCUGAAAUGAAGAAGAAAUUUUCACAGGCAGAAUGUGCUGCUGAGGAGCCGCGGGUGCUGUGUAUCAUCCAGGACACCACCAACGCCAAGACAGUGAAUGAACGCCUGACCCUGAACCUGCCGGCCUCCACCCCGCUCCGGCGGCUCUUCCAGGACGUGGCUGCCAAAGUGGGCUACGUCAGCGGCUCCUUUGAUCUCAUGUGGGGCAAUGGAGACGGUGUCACGGACACGCAGACUCCAAUAGACCAGAACAGUGACAAAACCAUUCUUGAUGCUGGUUUUGAGCCAGGGAAGAAGAACUUUCUGCAUUUGACAGACAAGGAUGGUGAGCAGCCUCAUGUAAUGCAGGAGGAGUCAGGCACCACAGAGGAUGCUGCACAAGAGAGAUUCAUAGGCCCUCUUCCCAGAGAAGGCUCCAUUGGAUGUACCAAUGACUAUGUCAGUCAAAGCUAUUCCUAUUCUUCAGUCCUGAGCAAAUCAGAGACAGGUUAUGUGGGGCUGGUAAAUCAAGCAAUGACUUGCUACUUGAACAGCCUUCUGCAAACACUUUUCAUGACUCCUGAAUUUAGAAAUGCAUUAUAUAAGUGGGAAUUUGAGGAAUCUGAAGAGGAUCCUGAGAGGAGUAUCCCCUACCAGCUUCAAAGACUGUUUGUUUUACUGCAGACCAGCAAAAAAAGGGCAAUUGAAACAACAGACGUUACACGGAGUUUUGGGUGGGACAGUAGUGAAGCGUGGCAGCAGCAUGAUGUGCAGGAGCUUUGUAGAGUCAUGUUUGAUGCUUUGGAGCAGAAAUGGAAGCAAACGGAGCAGGCUGAUCUUAUAAAUCAACUGUACCAGGGCAAACUGAAGGACUAUGUGAGGUGCCUGGAGUGUGGCUAUGAAGGCUGGAGAAUCGACACGUACCUGGAUAUCCCUCUGGUCAUCCGGCCCUAUGGCUCCAGCCAGGCGUUUGCUAGCGUGGAAGAAGCACUGCAUGCUUUCAUUCAGCCUGAGAUUCUUGAUGGCCCAAAUCAGUACUUUUGUGAGCGAUGUAAGAAGAAAUGCGAUGCAAGGAAGGGGCUGCGGUUCUUGCACUUUCCAUACCUGCUGACAUUACAGCUGAAGAGAUUUGACUUUGAUUACACCACAAUGCACAGAAUUAAACUCAAUGAUCGCAUGACUUUCCCAGAGGAGUUGGACAUGAGUGUCUUUAUUGAUGUGGAAGAUGAGAAGUCUCCUCAGACUGAGAGCUGCACUGAUAGUGGAGCUGAAAAUGAAGGCAGUUGUCACAGUGACCAGAUGAGCAAUGAUUUUUGUAAUGAUGAUGGAGUUGAUGAAGGAAUCUGCCUUGAGAGCAACAGUGCAGCAGAGAGGAUCUCUAAAGCUGGCAGUGAAAAGAGUUCUUUACUUUAUGAGCUCUUUUCUGUCAUGGUUCAUUCUGGAAGUGCUGCUGGUGGCCAUUAUUAUGCCUGUAUAAAAUCUUUUAGUGAUGAUCAGUGGUACAGCUUUAACGAUCAGCAUGUUAGCAAGAUAACUCAGGAAGAUAUUAAGAAAACAUAUGGAGGAUCUUCUGGAAGCAGAGGCUAUUAUUCCAGUGCUUUUGCUAGCUCCACAAAUGCUUACAUGCUGAUAUACAGACUGAAAGAUCCAACAAGAAAUGCAAAGUUUCUUGAGGCACAUGAAUAUCCAGAGCACAUUAAACAAUUGGUACAGAAAGAGAGAGAAUUAGAAGAACAGGAGAAGAGGCAACGUGAAAUUGAACGCAACACGUGCAAGAUUAAAUUAUUCUGCAUGCAUCCUACAAAGCAAAUAAUGAUGGAGAACAAAUUGGAAGUUCAUAAGGACAGAACACUGAAGGAGGCUGUGGAAAUAGCUUACAAGCUGAUGGAUUUGGAAGAGGCUGUUCCCUUGGACUGCUGUCGCCUUGUCAAAUACGAUGAGUUCCACGACUACUUGGAGCGCUCGUACGAAGGAGAGGAGGAUACCCCCAUGGGUUUGUUACUCGGAGGGGUCAAGUCAACCUACAUGUUUGACUUACUGCUGGAAACAAGAAGGCCUGACCAAGUUUUCCAGUGCUAUAAGCCUGGUGAGGUCAUGGUAAAGGUUCACGUAGUUGACCUGAAGACUGAAUCUGUUGCUCCUCCAAUAAGUGUUCGAGCUUAUUUGAAUCAAACAGUUUCAGAGUUUAAACAGCUAAUUUCAAAGGCCACGCACCUCCCCGCUGAAACCAUGCGGGUGGUGUUGGAGCGGUGCUACAACGACCUGCGUCUGCUGAACGUGUCCAGCAAAACUCUGAAAGCUGAAGGCUUCUUCAGAAGCAACAAGGUGUUUGUUGAAAGCUCCGAGUCUUCGGACCGUCACGUGACAUACACGGACUCUCAGCUGUGGAAGCUUCUGGAUCGCCACGCCAACACCAUCAGACUGUACGUGUCGCUGCCAGAGCAAGCCCCUGGCUCCCAGCUCAGACGGGCACUUUAUCAGAAGUCUGCUGGGGGUGCAGGCAACUUGGAUGAACCUUGUGAAAGAGUAAAAGGACCUGUAGGUAAUAUGAAAUCCGUAGAGGCGAUUUUGGAAGAAAGCACUGAAAAACUUAAAAGCUUGUCGCUGCAGCAACAGCAGCAGCAGGAGGGAGAUAAUGGAGACAGCAGCAAAAGCACAGAAGCCAGUGAUUUUGAAAACAUUGAGUCACCUUUAAAUGAAGUAGACUCUUCAGCAUCAGCAGAAAACAGAGAACUUGACAACCAGAUUCAGGUUUCCGAUCCAGAGAAUCUGCAGUCUGAGGAGCGCUCGGACUCGGAUGUCAAUAACGACAGGAGUACGAGUUCGGUGGACAGUGACAUCCUCAGCUCCAGCCACAGCAGUGACACUUUGUGCAACGUGGACAAUGCCCCCCUGCCCCUGGCUAAUGGACUGGAUUCUCACAGCAUCACCAGUAGCAGGCGAUCAAAAGCCAAUCAGGGCAAGAAGGAAACCUGGGACACAGCAGAAGAGGAUUCUGGAACAGACAGUGAAUAUGAUGAAAGUGGCAAGAGCAGAGGAGAAACACAGUAUAUGUACUUUAAAUCAGAACCCUACACUGCAGAGGAGGGUUCAGGAGAAGGGCAAAAAUGGCUGAUGGUGCAUGUUGAUAAAAGAAUUACACUGUCUGCCUUCAAGCAACACUUGGAGCCUUUUGUUGGAGUUCCAUCUUCUCACUUCAAAGUCUUUAGAGUCUAUGCCAGCAAUCAAGAGUUUGAGAGUGUUCGGCUGAAUGAGACCCUUUCGUCAUUUUCUGAUGACAAUAAGAUAACUAUUAGACUUGGAAGAGCCCUUAAGAAGGGUGAAUACAGAGUUAAGGUCUAUCAACUCUUGGUAAAUGAGCCUGAGCCAUGCAAGUUUCUUCUAGAUGCAGUUUUUGCUAAAGGAAUGACUGUCCGACAGUCCAAGGAGGAGCUGCUUCCUCAGCUUCGAGAACAAUGUGGCCUAGACUUGACAAUUGACAGGUUUCGCCUACGAAAGAAAACCUGGAAGAAUCCAGGCACUGUGUUUCUGGAUUAUCAUAUCUAUGAAGAAGAUAUCAAUAUUUCCAGCAACUGGGAGGUCUUCUUAGAAAUACUUGAUGGAGUAGAAAAGAUGAAAUCCAUGUCACAACUUGCUGUUUUAUCAAGACGAUGGAGGCCAUCAGAGAUGAAAUUAGAUUCUUUCCAGGAAGUAGUACUAGAAAGCAGCAGUGUUGAAGAAUUAAAAGAGAAGCUAAGUGAAAUAAGUGGAAUACCCUUAGAAAACAUCGAAUUUGCAAAGGGUAGAGGAACCUUUCCAUGUGACAUUUCCAUAUUAGAGAUUCAUCAAGACUUGGACUGGAAUCCAAAAGUAUCUACACUGAAUGUUUGGCCCCUGUACAUUUGUGAUGAUGGUGCAGUAAUAUUUUAUAGGGAUAAAACUGAAGAAUUAAUGGAAUUAACAGAUGAGCAAAGAAAUGAACUGAUGAAAAAAGAAAGCAGCAGACUCCAGAAAACUGGACACCGGGUAUCCUACUCUCCCCGCAAAGAAAAAGCACUAAAAAUUUAUCUGGAUGGAGCACCAAAUAAAGAUUUGACUCAAGACUGAUACUUGCUAUAGCAUUUUCCCUGGGGAAUUUUUUUUGUUUCCAAUCAAAAAAGGUUCACUACUACUGUGUAGUGCCAUUACGGCAGGACAUUCAUUAGGUGUAAAGCGCUGACACCAGCAGAGCCGGGCGUGCCGGCGCAGGCAGGGCCCCGCUGGGCACUGCGGGACUUGGAAUCAUGUUGUGCACUAUAGUCAAAUGUACUGUAAAGCUAAAAGGGAUGUGCAAAUAAAAGAUUAGAACUCAAAAGCGGGCGGGGAGGGAAACGAGUGGCAGUUGUUGAGGACAGUGUGCACAUAGUAGCUAGUGAAACUAGCCUCCAACAGGAUACUCAUAGCUUAAUAAUAAAAGCUGUGCAAAGGCCAUGAAAGAAUCCUUUUCUCUGUUUGUUUCACUGAUACACGCAUUACCUCAUCAGAGAGUCUGGAGUAAACGUUAACUCGUCGGUUCUAGGAAAGCAGCGGGGAAGGGCCGGGCGUGGGAGCGCUGCAAGUGUCAGGUUUUAGAAUAUUCUUCCAUAAAACAGGGGCUCUGAGAGGUGUCUGCAGGAAGCUGCUGCAGGCGUCCUUUGUUUGCAGAAGUGCUGUUGUAAGGUAAAGUGGUUUUUAAUAGGUUACCAAUGAGCAGCUCUAGUGUAUUGCGUUCGAUGUGUAAAUAAAAUCUGCCCUAUCCAUUUACCACAACUGCAGUUCAGCUAUUUACCAUGCUAUUUCUUUACACAUAUCAGCAUUCAUUGUGUACAUUUGGAAGUAUAGUUGCCUGUUUAAAUUUGUAUUCAUUUUAUGUUUGACGAUGCUGGGUACUUUAGGGUUGUACUUCCCCUUGUUAAUGAAGUUUUUGUUCUGUUCCGCUACUUUUUUGUACAUUUUGUUUUUAAGACUAUUACAAGUUUGCAUCUUCUCCACCUGCUGAAAGUCAGUUUCUUUUCCCAGAGCUGAUUCCAUAGCUAUAUGUAGUCAAGUAUUGGGGCAACCUCUUAACACCUCAACGUACGAACUCGGUAGUUCAGGCUGUGGUGCAAAGACUGAUGCAGUCAACAUGAUUUCAUUGCAAAGCCUAGGAACAGCAAUUCUUUGCUUUGGUCCAUAAAGAUCAAUAGAGAACAAUUCUCCAUAGUUUUUGGAAAAAACACCUAAUUUAUAACAAUCAAAAGAUUUUGGUAAACUUUUUCAUGCCAGAUGCUGUUUACAACAAUGAACAUGCCAAUAAAACAUUUGUUCAUUCUGUUGUGUUAUUUUAAUCAUUAAAAUGCUGUGUUUUUUAUUUAAAAGAUUAUGGAAUUGUUUCAUGGAAAUAUAGACUUCCCCAAGGCAGUGCUGGAAUUGCAAGGCUGUGUGUCUGUGUGUAUGUGCACACCCCCUCCAUGUACAGAGUGUUACAGGAGCUGGUUUGUAGCCUGGCUGCUGCUCCUCUUCACAUUCACACCAAAUUCUUCUUCAACUGAAGAGCUGAAGUUUCCUUUUCCAGAACUGAAUUUCUCACCAGUGAAGCCUUUAAGUAUGAUUGGCAGCUAAAUUCCACUCCAGAGGGAAAGGGGUGUUCAAUAACAGAACCUUCAGUUGUUCCUUGCAUGCUGGCCCACAACAACCUAAAAAUGCUGAGGAAUCUGGCAGCUUGGGAAGCAGGCAUUGCACAGAGGCAUUCCCUCAUUAUUCCUCUUCUGACUGUCCUGUGCUGCCUCUUGGCCAACAUAUGUGAGGCUGGAAAUGGGAGCAAAGGGAGCAGAGGGAAUUGCCAUCCCCUAGGUGGGGUACUUCAUUAAACUACCAUUUGCCAUAGGUACAGCCUGCUAAAGUGUCCUUAGAGCUUUUAGAAGAGAGAAAAAAUUACCUAUCAAAUGGAUCUUGAAUUUUCUUCAACUUGGGACAUUUGGAAAGGCAAAAAUCUGGGGAUGGCAGCACCAAGAACUUGAAAGGACAGUGCUGUCCUUAAGAGGGCAGUGUUCACAGACAGUUACUGCUCUCAUGGAUUUGUUUUUAAACAGGAAAAUAGCAGUGGCACUUGAUUCCUUCUCCUUGUAUAGAUGGGGCUGUCUGUAACACAAUAAUUUUAUUAGGGAUAGAAAGGGAGGGCAGACUCAGUGAACUCUCAGAGACUGUGUGUGUGUGUUGGUGUGAGAAUGGGUUGUAGAAUCCUUAAACCAAACCUCAGGCAGUUACAAUGAAAUACCCUCCCUGUUUAUAAUGAUAAUGGCUAUUAAUUAUUCAUUCUGGUACCCAAGGAAUUUAUAGAAAAGCCUUCAUACACCAGAAGUGGUGAAAGAUGUGCAGACUGGUAGCACAGGCUUACACCUGCUCCUGUCAUUGGUGCUCCAAACUACAGACAUGAGCAAUAGGGAUUAUUUGGGAAGAAGCACCAUGAAAAGUUACUUGGCUGGAACCUCACAUCUUGUUUUACCACGUGCAACAACAGGUGGUGAAAUCUAGAUGCCAGAAAAUCAUUAAGAGUGGAGGAGCCAUGGUAGCAAACUGGUGAGUGAGACAGCUGGGGAGUUUGGGGGUCAGAUUUUACUCUUGGCUUGCUAUUGUUUUUUUUAAAUCAAUGACCUUUUAGGAUGGUAAAAAUAAUCAUCUUGUAACAUGUACAAAUUUAUGCCUAUGAAGUGUAUUAAAAACACUAAACAGUUCUAAAGAAAAAAAUUCCUUUAAAAUUUUCUUAAAAUCUAUGACUGCAACAGUGUCAGAGUAAAUGUUCUUGCUUUAGAGAAAUAACUCUGAACAUCUGUACUCAAAGAUCACUGUUUAUGCUUGUGUGUAUUUUUUAAUGAGUACAAGUACUAAGAAGUUUAUUUCCAGCAUACAAGGGGAAAGUACAAAUCCAGAAGAGCACUCCUAUGGUUCCCAUUUGGCAGAAGGUUUGGUCCAGGGGCUGAAAGAAUUCCACAGCAGCUGGGACAUGCAGGUUUGGUGCACAGAAAAGAUGCUCCUUGAAGACCUUGUUUAUUGCACUUCUAUCCAGCAGUGUGUGUUCAGGGUUCAUACAAGCAAGACACUAAACAAAAAAAUAAAA